UCAAAUGAGAAAACCAAAAGAGAAAGAAGCAGCAAACACUGUUGCCCCUGCACAGCAGCAGUGCACGACUUCUUGCCCCUGUUUUCAGCUUUUUUCUUUAUUGAAACUCUUCACUCAAUCUCAAAUUAAGCCAAAGUUUCUCCAAAUUCACACUCAAUCAGAAAGCACAAGUCAUUUCAAAACGAUUAAUCCAAUGGUCACUCACUAGUCACUAACCCCAAUGAACAAAACCCCAACAAUUACUCUAUUAAUAAAAACGCAAUAACUGAAGAACAAAAUAGAACAAACAAAGAUCAGUAGCAAAUCAUAACCACACAACCAUUUUCUAGCCAUUAACAACCACUUUCUAGUUCAUCUUCUCUCAUCAAUUUUUUCUGUUUCAGCACAAAACAAGGAAGAGACGGUGGUGGCCAAAGAAGCUAUGUCAUCAGCUGAUUCAACUUUUGCUCAAGUGCAUUCAAGUUGGUCAAUUUACUCUACUACUCUUACUCAUUCCAUCACAUCUUUUGUUGGAUCAAUCGAAGAAGUUGAGGGAUCACUAGGUCAAUAUUUUAGAUGUUCCGAAAACAUUAAAGAAAUUGAUGAAAAAGAUUUAAUGGGAAUGGUAUCUUCAAAAAUCCGUUCUUUUGUCCGUAAAGGCCUUUUGUCUAAUGAACAAGGGAUGGUUGCUGCCAGACAUUUUGAUGCUAAACAUUUUGGGAUUGAAGUUGAUAUGUGGUUAAUCUUUGAGAAUGCCGAAAAAGUUGAUUAUAUUAAAAGUCUCUGCAGGGUCAAGGAAGGUGCCCACCAGUUGAUGCCCACGAGAGAGUGUCAAGGGCGUUCUUCAAGAUCAAUUUAACCAUGUAAUGGUUGAAUGGCGGUGACUGUUUAUAAUAUGAAUUUAGAAUUAAUGUUUAUCUAAUUGUGAGUUUAUCUAAUCCACGUGUCGACACAUGAACCACUCUGUUUUUCACUUAGGAGCAUGUAAUGCCUUUACAGUUUACAAUUAAUGUUGGUUUAAAUUUAUGGUUGUUAGAUAUUGAAAUAUUUUUGUAUGGGUAUGGUACAGUUUUGUACUAAUUACCCACCUUUAAAUUUGUCUGUUUGUCUAUCAACAUAAACAAUUUUUUAAGAUGUAGCUAAAUUAUUCAUUCCAAAA
Trifolium pratense (red clover) is the source of this 1138-nucleotide messenger RNA. RefSeq lists its product as uncharacterized. NCBI's taxonomy places the organism in Eukaryota, Viridiplantae, Streptophyta, Magnoliopsida, Fabales, Fabaceae. The record is from RefSeq and is a predicted model, not a curated record. Bases 422 to 838 code for a protein of 138 amino acids. The transcript has 4 exons.